Molecule: messenger RNA, 648 nt
Organism: Drosophila obscura
Lineage: Eukaryota; Metazoa; Arthropoda; Insecta; Diptera; Drosophilidae
Gene: Mipp2
Product: multiple inositol polyphosphate phosphatase 1
Exons: 3
Coding region: 1-648 (215 amino acids)
Molecular function (GO): inositol phosphate phosphatase activity; acid phosphatase activity
Source: RefSeq, a predicted model, not a curated record
AUGCAGUCAGCAGUGGAGCAUGUGCGGGGCAGCACUCAGUUGCCGGAUCUGCAGGCCGAGGAUGUGGAGCUCAUGUAUAUGGUGUGUGCGUUCGAGACAUCCUGGCAGCGUCGGAGGCAGCGCGAGUCCGUCUGGUGCAGCUUCUUUGAUGUGGAUAGCUUGAAGGCUUUGGAGUUUGCCAAGGAUCUGGAGUACUAUUGGAACGAUGGCUAUGGCUAUGAGCUGACCCAUCGCAUUGCCUGUCCGGCGAUAGCAGAUAUGUUUGCAGCCAUCGACCCAAUCUCCCAGGCCUCCAUGCGUGCCAAUGCCACGUUCUACUUCACUCACUCGGGCACACUGCUGAAGCUACUGGCCCAUCUCGGUCUGGCCAAGGACAAGGAGGCACUCACCCACAAGCAUUUUGGCAGCGAGCGUCUCUGGCGCACCAGUGAAAUCGAUGCCUUUGCGACCAACUUGGCAUUUUUGCGCUACGAAUGCGAGCAGGAGCCGCCCCGUGUUUUGGUGAUGCACCAGGAGCGUGUCGUCCGCCUGCCUGGUUGCCCCCAAAACGAGGAUCUGUGCUCGCUUGCCACGCUACGCCGCCUAUAUGCGGACAACGUGGAACGCUGCGACUUUGAGGCCCUCUGCCAGCCCGACGAUACGAAAUGA